Malaclemys terrapin pileata is the source of this 855-nucleotide messenger RNA. Its product is annotated as zinc finger protein 239-like. The record is from RefSeq and is a predicted model, not a curated record. Lineage: Eukaryota; Metazoa; Chordata; Testudines; Emydidae. The coding region runs from base 1 to 855 and encodes 284 amino acids. Gene Ontology annotation, biological process: negative regulation of transcription by RNA polymerase II. The transcript is spliced from 2 exons. Gene Ontology annotation, molecular function: DNA-binding transcription repressor activity, RNA polymerase II-specific.
AUGGAGACCCCUAGUGGUGGCUGUGGAGCAGCUGACGGGAUCAAGACUGAGGAGGAAGUGAAGGAGGACAAUCAUCAGGAGCAGGCUCCCAAGAAGGCCAAUCUGUCUGGGCUGGCACCAGCAGAACCCAAAGGGAUCCCUCCCCUGCGUGGGGCCUGCAAGGGCCAGUACCGGCCGAAGCAGCUGCCAAGAGCCCACCCUGGGAAGAGACGCCAUGGGAGAGGAGGUGUCAAGAAGCUGCAGGACUUCAUUGUGCAGCAGAUCCUGCAGCAGUGGGAGAGGCUGGGGUGGCGUGCUGGCCUUGCCCGGCACUCGCGCCAUGCCCAGCCACAGGACACAGGUGAGGAGGGACAAGCUUUUCAGUGCCCAGUGUGUGCAAAGAGCUUCGACGAGAGCUCGGCGCUGAUCCGGCAUCAGAGGAUCCACACGGGCGAGCGGCCUCACCCGUGUGGGGAGUGCGGCAAGUGCGUCAUUGAGAGCUCGGACCUGCACAAGCACCAGCGGGUGCACACGGGCAAGAAGCCCUACCCACGUGGGGAGUGCGGCAAGCAGUUCAGUGGCAGCUCCAACCUCAUCCAGCACCUGCGCACCCACACCGGGGAGCGGCCCUACCGCUGCACCGAGUGCGGGAAGAGCUUCUCGCAGAAUGCCACCCUCAUCACCCACCACCGCAUACACACUGGCAAGUGCCCCUACAAGUGCCAUGCCUGUGGGAAGAGCUUCGGUGCCCACUCCACCCUCUUCCAGCACCAGCGCACCCACAUGGGCGAGCGCCCCUACCAGUGCACCCAGUGCGGCUGCUGCUUCAGCCGCAGCUCCUACCUCGUGGUCCACCAGAGACUUCAUGGGGGGUAG